This is a messenger RNA of Spinacia oleracea (spinach), 1503 nucleotides long. Its product is annotated as pectinesterase QRT1. Bases 281 to 1378 code for a protein of 365 amino acids. Gene Ontology annotation, molecular function: pectinesterase activity. The record is from RefSeq and is a predicted model, not a curated record. Lineage: Eukaryota; Viridiplantae; Streptophyta; Magnoliopsida; Caryophyllales; Amaranthaceae. The transcript has 5 exons. Gene Ontology annotation, biological process: pectin catabolic process; cell wall modification.
UUAAAUAAUUUUAACACUCUUUUUAUGACACCCAUUUUUAAUCAAAUUUAUCCCAAAAUUAAUCACAAGAAAUAGUAUAAAUUAGCAAACAUUUACACUCAAAAUCAAUUUAGAUUACCACCGAAGUGUCACACACACUAGACGCUCCAAGUAAUAAAUUCUCUCACCUCUUUCACAUUCCCAUCAAAACCAUCAAUACCCACUUCAGAUUUCAUCAAAUCGCUCGAGUUUAGCAAUAACCCACAAAAAUUUAGCUUCCCAAAACCCGAUAAUUUGAGCCAUGUUGCUCCAAAAAUUACAGAUACUCUGUUUUCUGGGUAUUUUAGUUCAGUUGGGAAUUUCUCAAAAUUUAAGCAAAAAUUACAGCAGAGAUUAUAAUUACAUAACAUGGGAUGAUAUAAAGGUGGAUGAAUUCAGGGAUUCAGUGUCUAAAACUGAGAUUAAAGGGAAGAGAAAUUGGAAUGAUAGUGGGAUAAUAGUGGUUGAUCAAAGUGGAAAAACAGGGGAUUCGAUUACAGUUCAAGGUGCUGUUGAUAUGGUGCCUUUUGGAAAUUCUCAGAGAUUUAGGAUUCUUAUACUUCCUGGAAUUUACAGGGAGAGGGUAGUCGUACCAAGCUCGAAGCCAUACAUAUCCUUGAUUGGGACAGAAAAUGAGGGUUCUAAUACUGUAAUUACAUGGAACAAUAAAGCUUCUGAUAAGAACAGCAAUGGAGUUGAACUUGGAACUUUUGGUUCAGCUACAAUCACCAUAUACUCUGAUUACUUUUGUGCAUCUGAGAUUACUUUUGAGAAUACAGUAGUGGCAUUUCCAGGUGGGUUAGGGAUGCAAGCAGUGGCACUGAGAGUAUCAGCCGAAAGAGCCAUGUUUUACAAAGUUAAUAUACUUGGUGCUCAAGAUACCCUCUUGGAUGAAACUGGUUCACACUAUUUUUACCAAUGCCUCAUCCAAGGAUCAGUUGAUUUCAUUUUUGGCAAUGCAAGAUCAUUAUAUCAGAAUUCAGUUCUUCGUUCAAUAGCCAAUCGGUCAGGUGCAAUCGCAGCACAUCACAGGAACACACCUGAAGAAAAUACAGGGUUUUCGUUCCUAAACUGUACAAUCAAUGGAAGUGGGAUGAUCUACCUGGGGAGAGCAUGGGGGCCAUACUCAAGAACAAUAUAUUCAUACUGUAACAUUGAUGAUAUCAUAGCACCAGAAGGAUGGAGUGACUGGGGUGACCCACAAAGGCAAAAGACGGCAUUGUUUGGUGAAUUCCAGUGCAACGGGAAGGGAGCAAACACAACAGGGCGAGUGGCAUGGGCAAAGUCUUUCGCGAUUCAGGACGCCAGGCCGUUUCUCGAUAUGGAGUUCAUUGAUGGGAAUAAAUGGUUAAGACUAUAGCUAGCUUACAGAAUAUACAUAUAUAUAUAUAUAUAUACGUAGGACUAGUCUUUUCAACUGGUUAAAACUCCAUGUAAACAUGUAUAAUAAUUAAUACACAAAAUUCUUUUAGUUUAACACCAAAA